AUGGACUUCUUCGAGAAUCACUAUCGCUUAUAUGCGUUGAUGCUGCGUAUGCUAGGACUAUGGCCAUAUUCUGUGUCCAUAUAUAGUACAAUUAAGAGGAUGUUACUCUCUACGGCCUUUCUCAACGGUGUGUUGAUCCAGAUAGUGCUGCUGAUAAAAACGGAAAUUACUUUAGAAAAUUUUACUCGGACGUUGUCCAUCACGUUACCGAUACUGCUCUUCUUCUGUCGUUACGUUUCUAGCGUUCUUAAUUUUGAAGUGACAAGAUACCUCAUCGACCAGAUAGACAGGGAAUAUACGAUUCUCGAAAGUUCGACUGAGAUGCAAAUACUAACCAAGUACAUCGAUGAGUCGAGUCAAAUAAUUACCAUUUUCGCCUUUCCUAUGAUGUAUCUUUUAAUGCCGACAGCAUUAGAUUUUGCAAUACCGCUGAACGAAUCUCGAACACGUUACAUUUCCUAUGUGAAUUUGUAUUUCAUCGAUCAUUCCGAGUAUGCUGAUGUCGCAGUCUUGUAUUUUUCUUUCAUUUUUCUCGCUGGAUUGUGUUCUGUAAUAUGUACCGAGUCGCUGCUCAAUGUCUGUUCUCAUUACAUAAGCGGAUUGCUGAAAAUUACCAGCUAUCGAUUACGAAAUGCAGUUACAAAUCUGUCCAUCUGCAAGUCGACUUAUAUGUCGAAUCUAAUCGAGGAUUACUCUGACUUUCAUCGAGUCGUCGACAUCCACAACAGAGCCAUAGAGUAUAUCAACUUGGCCGCAUCCACCCAUGUGAUACAAUAUUCCAUUGCGAGUAUCAUAGGUGUGAUAUCAUUUGCUUUCAGUUUGUAUCGUUUGUUCCGAGCAAUACAUGCUAUGAACGAUAAACUAGAAAUCUGCAUUUCUAUCGAUAUCUUUGUCGUUCAUUUGCUGAUAUUAUUUUUGAACAAUUACUACGGACAGCUAGUUAUCAACAAUAGCUUGGACGUGUUCCAUGAAUCAUACAAUUCUACGUGGCACUGCAUUCCUUUGAAAGCACAAAAAUUGCUGCUGUUCAUCAUGUUCAGAAGUUCGGUCGAAUGUGCGUUUGAUCUCUCCGGAUUGUACGUCCCGUGUUACACAGGAUUCUCUGCGAUGAUGAGUACGUCGUUCUCCUACUUUUCCCUGAUGUACUCGAUACAGUAA
Messenger RNA from Eufriesea mexicana, 1158 nucleotides. RefSeq lists its product as uncharacterized. Lineage: Eukaryota; Metazoa; Arthropoda; Insecta; Hymenoptera; Apidae. Gene Ontology annotation, molecular function: odorant binding; olfactory receptor activity. Gene Ontology annotation, cellular component: plasma membrane. The transcript is spliced from 9 exons. The coding region runs from base 1 to 1158 and encodes 385 amino acids. The record is from RefSeq and is a predicted model, not a curated record. Gene Ontology annotation, biological process: sensory perception of smell; detection of chemical stimulus involved in sensory perception of smell.